CAGUCUAUCAUUACAAAACAGUUAGCUAAGAAGUCGGCUAGGUCAUUUUAAGUUUUUAAAUAAGAUGAAUAUAGAAACUGUUUCUGGAGAAAACUUAAGCUUUCCUGACUACUAUUCUCGCUCUUCAGAAGGUAUUGUUUAUAAAUUGCAUGAGUUCACUUAUUCAUUUCAUAUACUAAAUUAGUGGUCCAAAUUUUUAUUGGGAAUGAGUACAGAUCAAUGGUAUGUCCAAAAUGGGAGAUGAUUAAAGAAUUUGAGUGGGAUAUAGUCCAAAUAUAUCAGUAUCGUGGAGAAUCAUUGCAAAGGAAUCAAAGUAAUCUCAAAAGUCGGAAGGGUGCUUAAACAAAUUGGAUAAAAUCUAUUAAGCGAAUUUAAACUAGCUAUUACUAAACAUAAGAGCAAAAUUCUAGAGAAUUAAAGUCCCAUAGUACUACCUUUGAAGACAAGUUCUUUAUCAAUUACUUAAUCAUUUAGCGUUUUUAAUACUUAAUUUGUACUUUCAUUUUAAUUUUAUGUAAUAUAAUUUUAAAGCAAGAAAGACAUUAAAAUAAAUUGUUUAUAUGAACUUCACAAUAGUUGGUAAUCUUUUAAAAGCAAAAUGUAAAUAUUCUUAAACUUCUUAAGAAUUUGUUAUCCUUGAUUAAAACCGGAAACGUAGCAGACGAUAUUAGUGGGUAACCUUCACAAUUUUUUAAUAACUAAAAAUUUAGGUCAGGAUUAAGGAGCCUCACUAGAAUAAACCUCGUGUGAACUUGGAAGAGAGAUCGUUCAAACUCUUGAUUCUUUUACGGUCGUAAUGCCUCGAUUUGGUUUGAAUGUUGGCCUGGCAAUAAGACUAGCCCGAAGGGGUUGUACAAAUCGACCUUUCUAUCAUAUAAUUGUUCAAAAUGCGCAUCGAAAUCCAGACACCGGGAAAGUUCUGGAGGAAAUUGGUUCUUAUGAUCCAAUGGUGAAUAGAUAUAAAGAGAAACUGGUUUCAGUUAACUUUGACAGAUUAAAAUUUUACUAUGCUAGUGGUGCAACUAUUCAUAAGGAUGUCAGUCAUCUACUAGGUUUGAGCGGAUUCUUCCCAAUAUCUCCAAAGACAAUAAUUGAUGCCCAGAGAAAUCGUGAAAAAUUAGCAGCAGGAGAAAAAUUGAACGAUGAGCCUCCUGAAUUGCUUCUACACGAAACAUUGAAGAGUGAAAUCGAAAAGAAACGAACAGAAUAA
Molecule: messenger RNA, 1210 nt
Organism: Dimorphilus gyrociliatus
Lineage: Eukaryota; Metazoa; Annelida; Polychaeta; Dinophilidae
Source: the annotation of a GenBank genome assembly